CACUCCAGAUUAUCCAGCAUCAUUCAAACACGAUCGGCUUAUAGGUCUUAAAAUGGUUUUAUUUCCCCUAACUAUUCAACAACUGAAUGAAACUUUACAGUUUUCAAUACAAAGCUGUAGGACUCUAAACUGAACCGAGUAGACCACAUCCGGACAUAAUUUGUUCAGCAAAAGUCGAGAAAAUUAAAUGCAUUUUUAUUAUCAACAUCUCCUCACACGCACAGAUAUUUGCUCAGAAUAUGAUGUUGAGCCAAUAAAUAUAAAUAAAGAUGGGUCAAAAGUUUAUUUUUCGAAUGAUUGUAUGGCCUCUCCUCGAUGAGGAAAGCAAAAAGCACCAGAAGUCGCUGGAAUCGCUGGUGUACAGUCAGACUUGCAAUCCAAAGGACGUCAGUUGUAGAGAGCCUAUAUUAUUAUAAAGAGGCGAAAUGUCACUCUCAGGGUUCCAAUCGAAUUCUCAGGGUUCCUAUCGAACUGUCAAAUCGGGGUUUCAAUCAAGCAACAAGAUCAUGCAAGAACAAGGUCGAAACCAUUUUAAAAUCAUUUUGGCCAAACGAGAUUUAAUUCAAUCACAAGCAUUUUAAAACUGUGGUUUACUAUAAUCUGGUAGUUUAUGUUAUGUUUGUGCUUGUUCGGUACAUACAAGAAACGUGCCAGAACCAAAGAAAAAAAUCAAGUUUUUCAACCUUAAAUUUGAAAGACUUUCGGUGUUUGAAAUUUUUCCUAGAACAUUUCAUUUCCCUUUAUAGGUCCCUAGUCACUUCGGAUCCCGGGGAUUCAGAAACUAAGCAUAAAAAGUGGUUCAGGUGUUCUCCCUGCCCAUGUUUUCGAACGCCUAGGUUCUAGUAGAAAUAUUGCAAUAGAGACUGUUAUGACCUGUGGGUUGUAGAGCAAACGAUAUACCCUUCUGAUAAAUCAGGUAAUAUUUUUUUUUAAGAUAAUCUUUGUUUUUCGUCUAAAAUCGGGAAGAGAAGAUUUAUAUAAAGAUUUGCGCACAACAGUCUCUUGGUGUACAACAGCUUCAGCCGAACUAGGAAAAGUUCCUUGUCGUAGCACAAGUUAAGUCAAGCAUUAUUAAAUUGAUAGAUAACAGCAAUCAUCUAUCAAGACAAAGAGAAACGAUAGCCCAGUCUCAAAACACCUCUCAACAAUCAACAUGACACUUCGUGUAGCUCUUCUUCAGCAAGUCAUAACCGGCACAAAAGUUCAAAUUCUCCAAAACGCCGUCAAGCAGAUCCAGUCCGCCGUAUCCCAACACCAACCGACCCUCGUAAUUCUCCCGGAAAGCUUCAACUGUCCGUACGAUGAAGAAGCUCUGCGCGCCAGCGCCGAAGAAAUUCCCUCCGGAGUAACCAGCGUAGCACUGCGUCAGGCCGCCAUCGACUGUGGAGUGUUCAUCGUCGGAGGUUCGAUCGUGGAGCGUUCAUCAUCCGGCCAGCUGCACAACACGUGCACCGUGUGGAGUCCCCGCGGGCAACUGGUGGCAAGCUAUCGCAAGAUUCACCUGGGAGAUUCGAACGCUUCGGCGGAACCGGCUACAGUGAACGAAUCGGCGCUGUUCACCGCCGGCGAUCAACUGGUCACAUUCAACGUUGGAUCGGUGAAGAUCGGACUCGGUAUCUGUUGGGAUAUGCGAUUUCCUGAGCUUGCCGCAGCGUACCGUCGGCAGGGGUGCCAGUUGUUGAUCUACCCGUCGUUGUGUGAUGUUCGGACGGGUGGCAUGCACUGGGAACUGAUCGCUAGAAGUUUGGCGCUGAACAAUCAGCUGUUUGUGGCGUUCUGUUCACCGGCUAGGGAUGAGGAGGCGAAGCUGGUGGCGUUUGGACAUUCGUUGGUCGCGGAUCCCUGGGGGGAAAUUUGCGUCGAAGCUGGAGAGCAGCAGGAGGUUGUGGUUGCCGACUUGAAUUUUGCUAUGAUUGAGGAAGUCGGAAUGAAGAUUCCAGUGUUAAAGCAGCAGAAAAGCUUCUUGGAUGAGUCAUAAAAAAUAAAAGCAGCCUCCAACUG
Culex quinquefasciatus (southern house mosquito) is the source of this 2001-nucleotide messenger RNA. RefSeq names its product omega-amidase NIT2. Gene Ontology annotation, biological process: oxaloacetate metabolic process; L-glutamine metabolic process. Gene Ontology annotation, molecular function: omega-amidase activity. The transcript has a single exon. NCBI's taxonomy places the organism in Eukaryota, Metazoa, Arthropoda, Insecta, Diptera, Culicidae. Gene Ontology annotation, cellular component: mitochondrion. Bases 1154 to 1978 code for a protein of 274 amino acids. The record is from RefSeq and is a predicted model, not a curated record.